Molecule: messenger RNA, 1086 nt
Organism: Microthlaspi erraticum
Lineage: Eukaryota; Viridiplantae; Streptophyta; Magnoliopsida; Brassicales; Brassicaceae
Source: the annotation of a GenBank genome assembly
AUGAGUUCUUCGUCUUCCUCUUCUUCUUCUUCUUCUCGUAAGAAGAUUCUGGAUUCAAGAUUUGCCAUCGGACGAAAAGAAGUUAUAAGAAUCUCGAUUCUACUUCUUGUUUUUACUGCUUCGUGUCUCGUUUUAUACAAAAUAGUUCAUCCUCUGCAACGACUCAAUCUCACCUCUCUUCUCUCUUCUAAAUCUCGACCAUCAGAUCUCAACUCGUCAGAGAUCUCUCUAGAAACAACAGAACAGAAGAUCAUUUUGAAGGAGAUUUUGGAGAAAGCGUCGACUAAAAACAAGACAGUGAUUAUAACGACAUUGAAUCAAGCUUGGGCAGAGCCAAAUUCUAUAUUUGAUCUCUUCUUAGAGAGCUUUCGUAUUGGACAAGGAACACAGCAGCUUCUAAAACAUGUAGUUGUGGUUUGCUUGGAUCCCAAGGCGUUUGAACGAUGCUCACAGGUUCAUUCCAAUUGCUACCAAAUUGAGACCUCAGAUGCUGAUUUCUCUGGCGAUAAAGCUUACAACACUCCUGAUUAUGUCAAGAUGAUGUGGCGCAGAAUCGAGCUUCUAAUACGAGUUCUCGAAAUGGGUUUUAACUUCAUAUUCACGGACGCAGAUGUAAUGUGGCUUAGAGAUCCAUUUCCUCGGCUAUAUCCAGAUGGAGAUUUUCAAAUGGCGUGUGAUAAAUUCUUCGGAAAUCCACAGGGUUUAGACAAUUUGCCAAAUGGAGGUUUUGUAUACGCGAAAUCGAACAAUCGAAGUAUUGAGUUUUACAAAUUCUGGUACAAAUCACGUUUGAAGUGGCCAUGGUUACACGAUCAAGAUGUGUUCAUCCAAAUCAAGAACGACCCUGUCAUCUCUGAGAUUGGAGUCCAGAUAAGGUUCUUUGAUACGGUCUAUGUUUGUGGGUUUUGUCAACCGAGCACAGACAUAAACUUGAUUUGCACAAUGCAUGGCAAUUGUUGCCUUGGCACGGAGAAGAAGCUUCAUGAUCUGAAUCUUGUUCUUGAUGAUUGGAGAAAAUAUAUGUCUUUGUCGAGACAUGUAGAGAACACGACUUGGAGUGUUCCUAUGAAGUGUUUGGAGAGGUGA